AUGUGGUGGCCACGGCACGCGUCGUACGGCUCCCGGCGUACCGGUACCGCAACCUUAACUCUGCUUGCUGUCGUCGCCACUGUUGCUGUUGCAGCAGCAGCAGCCGACAGCCGGCUCGGCACGGCGCCGUACACGUCCGUCCCGCUGUACCGCACCGGGAUGGGGAGCAACGUCGUGUCUCUGGGCGUUGGGACGCCGCCGCAGCGGCUCAACGUAACGCUGACCCCCAACGUCGAGUACUUUAUGGUUGCGCUCGAAAGCUGCGUACAGCCCGAGUGCGUCGACGACGCUGCAGGGCCGACAAUAGAGUACACGCCAAGCGCGACCUGGAGCCUGGGCGACGCGCUCGACCUCACCGGGCUCGUAACGUCUGAUGUCCUCUCCGCGCCGGUCGACAAGCGCUGCCCGAUCGUCAAGAUCGAGGCGAGUCGCUCGACGGCCGGAACAGCGAGCCUCCCGCCCGGAUCGAGCGGGUUCUUGGGUCUCGGCAUACACCUAGCCAACCCCGAGCUCUCCGUCCUCCCCUCGCUCCUCGGAAUCUCCCCCUACUCCAGCGUGACCGUCGGGAUCGACAUGGCGGACGUCUGGAGCGCCAACGCAGGUGUCGUGCACUGGGGCGACGUGCCGAACGGUGUCUUCGUCGGCAGCUUUACCUGGCUCCCCGUCAACCUCACCACCGGGUGGUCGUUUGUGAUGGAUUCCGUCACCGUCGGUGCGGUGACGGUCGCCGGCGGCGGGUACAUCGCCACAGUCGACCCCGGUAUCGACACGAUCGUCAUGCCUUCCAUGCUGGCGGACAAGAUGUUCCAAGGUGUCGAGGGUGCAUCGAGGUCCACCUAUGACGCGACGAUAUGGAACGUCCCGUGCUCUGCCACACUAUCCAUGAACGUCAAAGUCGCCGGCACGGUAUACAACGUGGAACCGCGCGGCCUUGUGGACCAAGCCGGAUUGGGGUGCACGGCCAACAUCCGCUCCUGGCACACCGGGUCGAUCCCCGACCUCGCCGGCGAGAUUCGCCUCGGCGCGGCCUUCCUCAGCAGCGUGUACUCCGCUCUGUACUACUCCACCAACGAGCAGUACAUCGGCCUGGCGCGGAAGGUGACCUCGAGUAGUGCAAGUAGCAAAGGCCGCCUCGCCGGUAUUAUCCUCGGUGUGCUCUUCGGCGUCCUCCUCUUGGUUUGCUUCGCUUUAUUCAUGAGGAACCGACUCUCCCCAGAAUCAGUUGCCCGCCGCGCAGCCUUGGCACAAGAGAAGGCCCAGAUGGACCAGGUGGACGGUUUCGUCCACCGCCAGGCUGUGACUGCGCAGGAGCACAUGUACCCCCAGGCGCGACGUUCCCAUGAACGGCCAUCCGAAACGCAGAUGUUUGCUCAGGCGCACACCUCUACGACAACUUCGGGACUGGCUUCCCCGGCCGGAACCCAGGCGGAGACGUCCCCCGCGGCCCAAGCGGGCCUCGUCCAGCACACACCCACGCUCGAGUCAAUCCCCAUGGCGCGCUCUUCGCCAAUGUACUACACCCCGACGACGACGUACGUGCCCACCGCGGUCUCACCACAGCCACCGAUGAUGAUGUCGCGGGCGGUGGCGGUGCCGACGGCGUCUGCCAUGGUACCGGCGGCGCCUACAACACCAGUGGUUGUGUCGCGUGCGGCGUACCCAGUGCCGCUGCUGCCGCCACAACCCGCGGCGCCACAAGCGUGGAUCCCGCAGACUAGUCUGGGAGCGGCGUACCCUGCGACGACCUACGUUCCCGCGGCGGGCUACUACGCUGCGCCAGUCGUCAUGGCACCGUACGUGCGACGAUUCUGA
This is a messenger RNA of Vanrija pseudolonga, 1812 nucleotides long. RefSeq names its product Gastricsin. The record is from RefSeq and is a predicted model, not a curated record. Lineage: Eukaryota; Fungi; Basidiomycota; Tremellomycetes; Trichosporonales; Trichosporonaceae. The transcript is spliced from 9 exons. Gene Ontology annotation, molecular function: aspartic-type endopeptidase activity. Bases 1 to 1812 code for a protein of 603 amino acids. Gene Ontology annotation, biological process: proteolysis.